AUGCUCCGCUUCACUGUACCUGCCUUGAUCGUCUUCCAGAACGCGUAUGCGCCGCGCGUGCUGAACAAGAUGACGCCUGACCGCAUGGAGCUGACGAUGCUGAUCCUGAAGGAGCGCAAGAAGAAGGUGCGCUACCUUGGCAGCAACUUCCAGGGCUUCAGUGAUCGCGUGCACUUGUUUAACGCACAGGGCGGCGUGCGUCGUGGUACUCGCUACAUCAUCGAAACCCACCACAAUCGUGUUCAGUUUAGACACCGAUCGCGCAACAACGACAUGGUCGACGUUCGCGCCGUGAAAAUGGCAGGCUCACAGUACGACUCCAUGGGUAACUACACCCGCAUGACGUGGGACAACUCCCUGUGCACGACAAACCUGGUGAACGACCCUAACUUCAAGCGCCACUUCAAAAACAUGCCCAAGGAAGAGACAAUCGGGAUGCUGGAGGAGUGGGGCGUACGCUACAUCUUGCUGGACGAGAUUCGAAAGCCGUCCUUGAUGGACUGCAAGUACCACAAGCAUCACCUGUACGCCGACAAGUUCUGGUGGUCGCCAUCCCCAGAGACCAAUCACAUGCGCGGUGAUGCCGAGUUUAAGUGGAAGGGCAAUGAGCUGAUAGCAUACGGCGACUACAACGCGCACGUGCAGCAUCCUGCCAAUUUCGUUAGUAGCAGCAGUGGCAGCAGCGGUAGUGGCGCGACCGCCUCAAAACCGGCGGCAGCAGCAGGCUCGAAUAGGGGCACGUCGGCAAGACCGUGGUUUAGGCGCACUGUUGUGGUGAGGAAGCCGCAGGCAAGCGGCGCCAAGGCCCCCAUUCACUGCAAGUAA
Leishmania mexicana MHOM/GT/2001/U1103 is the source of this 825-nucleotide messenger RNA. RefSeq lists its product as hypothetical. The record is from RefSeq and is a predicted model, not a curated record. The coding region runs from base 1 to 825 and encodes 274 amino acids. The transcript has a single exon. NCBI's taxonomy places the organism in Eukaryota, Euglenozoa, Kinetoplastea, Trypanosomatida, Trypanosomatidae.